This is a messenger RNA of Amaranthus tricolor (Joseph's coat), 2052 nucleotides long. RefSeq lists its product as uncharacterized. The transcript has 6 exons. The coding region runs from base 287 to 748 and encodes 153 amino acids. The record is from RefSeq and is a predicted model, not a curated record. NCBI's taxonomy places the organism in Eukaryota, Viridiplantae, Streptophyta, Magnoliopsida, Caryophyllales, Amaranthaceae.
ACAAUUACUAUCACAAUUCAAUUUCAUCACUCCUUUCCUCUUCUUUAAGCCCCCUUCACACAUUCACUCAUUACUUUUAAGUGAUCAUAAACACAAUUUCACGUGUCUUGUCUCUUUCCCCUUCUCUUCUUCUUAUUUUCGCUUCUAAUAACUUUAAUUUUGCUUUUUUUUUUUUAAUUUAUUAUUACUUCUUUUCUAGUUGUGGGUUAGUUUUGUUAGUUUUCAUACUUUAUUAUUUUUUCAUUAAACAUUUUUUUCUUCUAUUUUUAAUCUCAAAAAAACAAAUAUGGACAAUAAGAAGUCACAAACUAGUUCAUCUUCAUCAUCACUCACUUCUCAGCUAUUUGGGUCUCAUGAAUCAUCAUCUAAUGAUGUUUUAUCUUCCAUUUUCCCCCCUUCAAAGGGAAUUGGCCGAUAUUCUACCUAUUCUGAGGCAAGAGGAUCAUGUCAAAAAGAGUCUUCUGGAAAUCAACCAUGGAAUAAUAAACAAGAUAACGUAUACAAACAUAUUGAUACAUCGUAUGGUAGCUCAGCUAAGAAAGAAAAAGGCUCGAUUUAUGAGCAAGAAGGACCUGAACCUUGUAACUUGAGCAACUCUAUCUACUAUGGUGGCCGAGAAACAUAUUCAAAAUCGACUACUAACCCAAGCUCCACUUCAUACCCUAUGUACGCAAAGAAAGAUGGUGGUGAAGACCAUCCAGGUGGGGCUUCAAGGGGAAACUGGUGGCAAGGAUCACUUUAUUACUAGCGCAAUUGCCAACUGAACUCUGUGAAUAUAGGCCUUUUCAGGAAAUAAACAUGAAUAUUUUGUAAUAUUGUAGCAAGGUUGUGGUUUAUCAACAAAAUACGAGUGGAAUAAGCCAAUUUUCAAUCCAUGGGUGACAAAAAUACCUCUGAAGGAUUUAAUCUACGGCAAUAAAACUGCAAAAUAUUUGUUCAUGUUUUUAAGGAUCUUCUUAUCCCUGGUUUUUAAUUGGAAGUGAUGUAUUUCUAUUUGUUUAUGUGAUGAGCUUCCUAAGUUACGAAGUUCUUUUGUUUGAAGAAAAGCCUUUUGUAUAUGUAGUAAUUAGUGUAAGUAGUUAUUAGUACCUAACAUAUUUGUACAACCUACCAUAUAAAUUUGUAUUAAAUCUAUUCUUGUUUCGGUCAUGAAACGAUGAAUUGUAAAAGACAUUUAAAUACCUGGAUAAAAGGUGUGGUCGGGGAUAACUGUCAGUAUGCUGAAAAUGUUUAUGAUCCUUCCGCUGAUGAGACCUCAAAUCCUGCAAUACAACGUUAGCCUUGUCCGGGGGUGAUUUCCCGGAAAACCCCUCCCACGCUCAAGUCAGAUCGGGAGACAGAAAGUAAUGAAUAUAUGAUAAUGAAUGAAUACAAGAUUAACGGAUUGUAGGAUGAGUUCAGAUCAAUUGAAGGAAUAUUUGGUUCAGUAUAGAUUGUACGUAGGAGGAUAGUGUCAUUUUUGUGGUGUAGCGAUAGCAAUAUAAAAGCUUAAUCCCGUGCAAAUGAUGUACGCGACAUGUAUUUAUCAUGGUAGAAUGGAGGUUAAAUGGUGAAUAAAUGUGGGAAUCAUGGGGAUGAUGGGUGAGUGGUAGAUUAUGGUGAGUAAUGGGUAGUUAUUUUAAGAAGUUAUUGGACCGAGUUGGGUGGUUAGGGUUUGACUAAAUAAAUUAAGGGUUUAUUUAUUUGACCCCAUAACAUUAGCCCCACGCAUGAAGAGUGAUAGAUGAGGGAAUUUAAUGUAGCGAGGGUAUCAGUCUUUAUGCGGAAAAAAUCAUACCUGUGAUGCAGAUCAAGUAAAUAUUCGGAAGAAACCAUGCAAUAAGGUCCGAAUAAGGUAAACUUCGAAUUCUUGCCUCGAUGGGCCCAUGAUGGUGGAAGCCCCAUGAAUUAUAAAUAUUUGGCCUUUGGGCCACUUUUGAUGAUUCGACUUUUAGAGCCUGAUAUGAUGAUUCGGCAUUUGAGCCUGAUAUGAUGAUUCGACAUUUGAGCUUGAUAUGAUGAUAUGGCCUGGCAGUCAAACACCUGCGACUUAGAUAAGGAAUCAUACUAGAU